UGCGUGGCGUCCCCGAAAAAAAAAAAAAAUUUCGUCGCUCGAGGCUCAAGGCUGUUUCCUUGGGAUAAAAUUGCGUCCUUGUGUUGGAGAAUUAGAGUAUUGCCUGUUUGUUGCUGAACUGAAUCAUGGAAAAUCCUGAGCCAGCUGACAUCGGUGAUGAGGUUGAGAAUACAUUAUUACUCCAAGAUUUGUCAGAUGAGGAGCAUACAGUCAGUAAAAAGUCCAAAAAGCCAGUGGAAACUAAAGCAUUCAACCCAGCCCUGCUACGAUGGACACUUUAUAGACUGAACAAGAAUACCCUCACUGCAAAGGAUCUUCGAAAAGGGUCAUUGUGGUCAUCAGUAACAUGCUUCGUGCUGUUAGUGUUUGCUGCACUUUUUGGUCUGGGUUUUUUGCAGCUUCAGUUAAAGUACCAAAGGGCUUAUUACAAUGUUCUUCCCUUUCAUUGUAUAUGUUUAAUUGUGUAUACUGUAACUUUUUUAAGAGGAAUAUAUAUUUUCAAGGAACCUUGUGUGUUCUGGAUUGUGUCUACAUAUUUGAUAUUAACAACUGAUGUGCACCAUAUUACCUAUAGUGAGAAGCUCGAAUGAAAAGAUUUCAAAAAGCUAGAAGUGGAAAUAUCCUAUAUUAUUUUAUCUUCAUUAUAUUUUGCGUAUUCAAACAUCAGCAUACCAUAGAGAAGAGUAGUUUCUGCUUGUACUUCAGAGGAAGCUUCUUAAGUUCAUGUUUCAACUCAAUGUUGCCA
Messenger RNA from Penaeus monodon (black tiger shrimp), 745 nucleotides. RefSeq lists its product as uncharacterized. NCBI's taxonomy places the organism in Eukaryota, Metazoa, Arthropoda, Malacostraca, Decapoda, Penaeidae. The record is from RefSeq and is a predicted model, not a curated record.